Messenger RNA from Gadus macrocephalus (Pacific cod), 1428 nucleotides. RefSeq names its product mucin-5AC-like. The transcript has 5 exons. Bases 1 to 1428 code for a protein of 475 amino acids. Lineage: Eukaryota; Metazoa; Chordata; Actinopteri; Gadiformes; Gadidae. The record is from RefSeq and is a predicted model, not a curated record.
AUGACCAACGCUGAACCAACAACUACCACAUCGAUCCCAACUACCAACACAGCUGCUGGACGAACAACGAGCACAACUGCCCCAACAGCUACCACUGCUGGACAAUCAUCUACGACAGCUGGACCAACUACCGCAACAUCAAGCUCCACAACUACCACCAGCACAGCUGGACCAAGAACUAUCCCCGCUGGACCAACAACUACCACAGCUGCACCAAAAACUACCACAGCUGCCCCAACAACUACCACAGCUGCCCCAACAACUACCACAGCUGCACCAAAAACGACCACAGCUGCCCCAACAACGACCACAGCUGCACCAAAAACGACCACAGCUGCCCCAACAACGACCACAGCUGAACCAACAACUACCACCUCUGGACCAACAACAACCACAGCUGGACCAACAACUACCAUAGCUAGCCAUACAACCACCAUUGCUGGAACAACCACAUCUGGCAAGACAACAAAAUCUGUUCCAACAAAGACCACAGCUGGUCCUACAACUAACACAGCUGGAACAACAAUAACCUUUGGCCAAACGACCACAACAUCGAGCCCCAAAACCAACACAACUGGACCAACAACUACCACAGCUGGACCAACAACAACCAUAGCUGGGCAGAUAGCUACCUUAGCUGGCCAAACAACUACCACAACUGGCCCAACUAAAACAACGGCUGUCCCAACAACUACCACAGCUUCCCAAACAACUACUACCGCUGCGUCAACAACUACCACCGCUGGACCAAAAACGACCACAGCUGGAUCAACAACUACCACAGCUGGACCAAAAACUACCACAGCUGGAUCAACAACUACCACAGCUGUACCAACGACUACCACAGUUGGAUCAACAGCUACCACAGCUGGACCAAAAACUACCACAUAUAGCCCAAAAACAACAACAGUUGGCCCAACAACUUCCCCAUUUAGCACAUCAACAACCACAGCUGGACCAUCUCCCACCACAGCUGUUAUGACAACAACCACAGCUAGACCAACAACCACCAAAGCUGGACCAACAACUACCAUGCUUAGCCCAACAACCACCAUAGCUGGACAAACUACAUCUGGCAAGACAACAAAAUCUGGUCCAACAAAAACCACAACUGGACCAACAACUACCACAGGACACUGCCUUCCAGGUUACGCAUACACAGGUUCUGAGGGCUCUGAAGCAGUGGAUGAUGCGGUGGCCAUAGCCCUACAUCACACUUUGCAACACCUGGACAACCGAAGAACAUACGUCAGAAUGAUUUUCCUGGACUAUAGCCGGGUGGCCUUCAACACCAUCCGCCCAGUCAAGCUGAUUGGUAAACUGACGGACCUCGGUGUCCCGACUCCCACCUGUAACUGGAUCGUAGACUUCCUGAUUGACAGACCACAGGUGGUGAAGUUGGAGGGCGGGUGGCUGCUGAGCUCAUAG